Molecule: messenger RNA, 1562 nt
Organism: Aureobasidium vineae
Lineage: Eukaryota; Fungi; Ascomycota; Dothideomycetes; Dothideales; Saccotheciaceae
Source: the annotation of a GenBank genome assembly
UGAACUCAGUCGAUAUGGUAGGACAAACUCCUUCGAUACAAUCAUUCUUCCCUCUUCGCACCUCUCCACUCAAAGGGUUGCCCCAAAAUCCUUCACCACCGCCGGGUGAUGGACUUACCUCAGAAGAGCUUGACACCACAAUGAUUCAAGCACCUCAGGAUCAUUGGAUUCCACCCGCAGACUACGACGAGUAUGAGAUCGAUUCGCUUGUACCAGGACCAAAUCGAGUCAAGGUUGUUGGCCGGAUUGUCAACCUGUUCGAAAGCUCGCCCAAAGCAAAGCUGCCAAAUGCAGCUAAAGGAGCCGUCCAACUUGUGAUCAAGGACACCACAGGUGCUGUCACUAUCAGAUUUUCUUACACUCACAUACCGUACGGACUACAGAUUGGUCAACUUGUCGGCGUCUGGGCCACCUAUGUCACGAACGGGGAUCGAGGCAUCUUCCCCUGCGCAGUCGCACCCAUGUACAUCAGAAUCUUUCCAGAGAAGGACAAGAACUGCCAUAUUCGUCUACUGGAUGGUCCAGAAUUCACCCAAGUUUGCAGGGAGCCACUGAACUACGAAUCAACUCUCAUGUCCCUGAAGGACUUCAUCCAGGGCGGAUUCGAGGUGACGGAUGCUAAAAUUCUUGUCAUUGUGAAGAGCGUUGGUACCCGCAAAAGAGNNAUCACAGUCGCCAAGAAGGAUGGAACCACAGCCGACCUCGUGAAAGUUGGCGUGAUGGACGACACAAGCGAGGCAGUACUGUCAUUAUGGGGUGUCACUUCAACAAGUCCGAUGGAUUGGCAGCCAUCACAGACCGCGCUGUUGAUCUCGGGUCCAGGCCUGAACGUCUCACAUCAAACUUGGUUAGCCUUGACGUCCAACACCUUCAUCGAUGUGGACCCCAAUAUACUGGAGGCAGAAAGACUUCGGGCCUUCGCCGAAAACAUGAUCAAAAGACAGCACAUCAAUCCAGCUUUUCCUGAUGAAGGUAUAUACUUCUCCAUGAUUUCGUCCGAUUCUGUCUCACUAUGGUUUANNGAGUACAACUUGUGGAGUAUGAACAAGCCAGAUGGACAUGUUCUGUAUUCGCUUGCGGAUGUGGACAACCAGUACGCUUGCGAUCAACUAUCUCAAUCCAAUGCUGACUUGACUUUCAAAGCGNCUCGCGAAGCACCCGAGGACGAGUUUGAUGGCUAUCUGAGUAUGAUCAUCAUGGAUCUCAACAUGUCCACUCUGCGACAACAGAACAUGCUCAUGUGCAAUGAAUGUUGUGGCAUUCCACUGUAUGCAAAUGCGACGGUGGCCAAAUGCAAGCAUUGUGAUGAGCAAGUGGCAUUGAGAGUCAAUCCAAAACUGGUUGGCAAGCUGAUCGACGAGAGUGGGUGCAUAUUGAGUGGCAAGCUUGUGCUGUCAGAUCACGCAUGGACACGACUCUUGGGAAGAAGUGCCGAGGAGAUGGUCCAAAGCAGUGCAAGCACGCUGAAGAGCGUAGAGCAGCGAAUGCUUUACGUACGUAUCACGUUGAAAUUCUGGUGGAGUGCCCGUGUUGGUAAACUCGUCAUCUCGGACAUACUCGAG